Molecule: messenger RNA, 1326 nt
Organism: Patiria miniata (bat star)
Lineage: Eukaryota; Metazoa; Echinodermata; Asteroidea; Valvatida; Asterinidae
Product: slit homolog 2 protein-like
Exons: 2
Coding region: 1-1326 (441 amino acids)
Molecular function (GO): protein binding
Source: RefSeq, a predicted model, not a curated record
AUGGUUAGAAGGCAUUUCAUUUGGAUAGCGGUCUUUCUUGUCUGUAGCCUGCCAGCUAAGGGAACGCCAGAGUGCACGAGUCAAUGCCAAAACAGAUCCAAAGUUGUAGAAUGUGUAGGCCGCAAUUUAACGCGGGUUCCAUCUUCCAACAAGUGUCAACGUGUGUUCUCCCUGAUCUUGGAUAACAACUGGAUAGAUUUGAAGACGGGUGAUUUUGCCAGCUUCUGUGGAUUAGACGCCGUCCUUUCCCUCAAUAGAAACAGGAUCAAGAUAAUAUCUCCAUACGCCUUUCGAAACCUUUCUAAGCUAGAAAAGCUAUACCUUAAUGAGAAUAAACUUACGAAUCUAUCUAGAUAUGCAUUUGAAGGACUUACCAGCUUAAAAAGACUGAGUUUGAGCGAAAACAAACUAGCAGUGAUUGAGCGUGGAAUUUUUGAAAAUCUCAUUGGCGCUGAAAUUUUUCUACUGAAUGACAACGUCAUACAAAACAUAGAAGUUGGUUCAUUUACAGCCUUAAGAAAUCUCAAGCAACUGGAGCUAAGAAGCAACCGCAUCGAGAUACUGUUAAACCAUACUUUCAGUGGUUUAAGUGGACUACAAGAACUUGACUUGAGCAACAAUAUUGUCCGUUUUAUGGAGUUUAAUGCGUUUAGAGAUCUGACCAGCUUGAACAGGUUGAAUUUAUCCCGCAAUAGAAUCGUUUCCGUAUCGGCCGUUUACGACCUCCGUCUGACAGUAUUGGACCUGUCUUUCAAUAAAGUCACCAACUUAAAUAAGGACUUGAACAGGAGGCUGACGUCCCAGCACCAAUUUGCAAUCAAUGUAUCGAACAACUCGCUAAUUUGUGAUUGUGACAUCGAACCGUUGUACGAUUGGUACAGGAAUCAGUCAUCGCCAGAGGGUGGUAUUGCUCAAUGCGCUGCACCGCCAUUCCUCCAUGGCACACCUUUGACGGAGAUCAGCAUGCAGGACGUAUGCUCGACAAAUAUGGACGCAACCUCCCAAACAUUAUGGACCACAGCUGCAGCAAACUCAAACGACGCCAUGGCUCGUCCUGGUUUGGACGAGAAAACCGAGUCUAGCUGGACCUUGCCUGUCAUGUGCGUCGUGCUCGGACUGCUUGGUUUGCUGCAGGUCCUUCUUCAUCAGGACUACAUCGUGUUCCCAGUCUGUCGAACCAUACCGCGCGCCACAAUUACUCCAACGAGAGAGUUGGGGUUAUGGAUCACCUUCAUGGAUGUCAAUUGCGAUCAGCUACCACCCUUUUCCCCAGCCCUGUGUCCUGUUCAUGUACAUACAUCAGCAUACAUGGAACGGAUAGCGUAA